AUGACUGGAUUAAUAUUUUUUGUAGUGACUAAUUUGUCAAGAUCUGCAGCUUCUAUUUUAAAAAAUCUGAUAAAAGAACUGAUUUUUUUCUCACCUUCAUGCAUCUUUUUCUAAUUAGAAUAGUAGUUAUGUAAGCCCCAAUGUUAUGCUAGCCAGAUUACCUUGCAUCAACAGGUUUUGAAAUUGUUGACCCAUAAUUUUUUUGAUGUCUUAACAUAUAUUUAAACCGUCAAAGAUUCUAAAUUUAGUAAGUGGGUUCCAGCACGGAAAAUGAACAGUUUAGUGCUUUUUUUAUUAACCGUAGUAGCUUUUGGCAGCUGCCUCAAACUCCCUUCCAGUUUCAAAAAAUGUGAUAGAAAGACAACCGAUUUUAACCAGUGCUUGAGUGAAGCUAUUUAUGGCGCUCUUAGAAUCUUAGACAAACCUUUGCCAUCGCAUGGUUUACCAAGUUUGUAUGGCGUCGAAUUUCCAGACGUCUUUACAAUGGGAAAUAGUACCUAUGGGCUGCUACAAAAAUUUUACCAAACUAGGUAUAUUGGUCUGUCGAAGCCAGAGAAUAUAAAUGCUAAACUAGAUUUUGGUCCUUUGACUAUCACUUUAACGAUAGAAGCUACUUACUCUCAACUUACAGUAGAAACUGAAUUUGAGGCUCAAGGUACUAUUGUCCUUCUACCUGUAAACGUCAUAACACCUGUUGUAUACACUUUGGUUAAUCCAACAUACACAUUCACGUUUGUACUGGAAGAGUACGAAAAAGGUACUACUUAUUUUCGGGUAAUAGAUUCCAAAAUCGAUGCACAAACUCAGGGUCUUAAAUUUGAUUACAAAGGGUUGUUUUCCAACAAAGUUCUAAAUGAAGAGUUUAAUAAUGCUAUGGAUGAGAAAUGGAGGCAAAUAUGGAUUCUUUUUAAAAGCUUUGAUGAAGUGCUUUUUGCUCCUCUAUUCGGUACAAUCUUUAACGAUUUUCUGAAAAAAGUUCCCGCUGCUGAACUCGUCGAUGGAUAGUUUUUAUGUAAACUUGACAAUUAAUAAUCUAGAAAUAAACAAU
Zophobas morio is the source of this 1048-nucleotide messenger RNA. RefSeq lists its product as uncharacterized. The coding region runs from base 271 to 1005 and encodes 244 amino acids. The transcript has 4 exons. NCBI's taxonomy places the organism in Eukaryota, Metazoa, Arthropoda, Insecta, Coleoptera, Tenebrionidae. The record is from RefSeq and is a predicted model, not a curated record.